CAUCCAGCAGUGCGCGCGCUCUGUUUGAAAAAACAUACAGAGCGAGAGAGCGGAGCGCGUGCAGCAGUUGACAGGUCCUCGUGCUGCGGACAGUCAGUCAGUAGAAACACAGAGAACCGGGAGUAGAGUCACAGUAGAGACGCUUCUUCUUCUUCUGCGGUGUUUCAGUCCUCCUGCCGGUGAUGCGCGCGGCCGUGCGGCAAGACUCCGGGAUUUUUAAAUCGUGACUCUGUUGGAGCUCAGGAUGACGGCGACCGCCAUGGAAACCAACAACAACAACAACAACAACAACAACAACAACAACACAGGAGGUGUGAUCUCCUACGUGGGUUCAUGUGGAGGUUCUCCGACCCGGACCAGUCCAGUCUCCAUGUUCAGUGAGAACUCCAACUCCCAGCCCUGCUUCACCUCCUCCUCCUCCUCGUUAACGGCCUCCUUCCUCAGCAGCAGCUCCGGUUCAGGCUCAUCAGGUGAAGACGGCUCCUCCUCGGCAGGAGGUUCACCUCGAGGCCGAGACGACGGAGGAUCUCUGAGGGCGUCGCCCAGCAAGUCGGUGGCCAGUCUGACCAAGCUGAACGGGAUGGUGCUGCUGUGUAAAGUCUGUGGCGACGUGGCCUCAGGUUUCCAUUACGGAGUUCACGCCUGCGAGGGCUGCAAGGGUUUCUUCCGUCGCAGCAUCCAGCAGAACAUCCAGUAUAAGAAGUGUCUGAAGAACGAGACCUGCACAAUCAUGAGGAUCAACAGGAACCGCUGCCAGCAGUGUCGCUUCAAGAAGUGCCUGUCUGUGGGAAUGAGCCGAGACGCUGUUCGUUUCGGUCGGAUACCGAAGCGGGAGAAACAGAGGAUGUUGGCGGAGAUGCAGAACGCCAUGACAAUGAACAUGGUCAACAACCAGCUGCAGAACGACUUCCAGCUCGCCAGCAUCUCCUCCUCCUCCUCCUCCUCCUCCUCCUCCUCCUCCUCCUCGUCAUCCUCUCCCUGCCCGGGGGUGACCAUCGCCCCCCAACCAUCAGCCCUGUCGCUCACCCCCUCCUCCCCUUCGCCUCCUGCCCCAGCUUCUUCUUCCUCACCUGCUCCUCUUCCUCCACCCCCUUAUCAGAGCCCCUCCCCCUCCUCCUCCUCCCCCCCCAGCCCCGGGGUGGACUCCACCAUCAGCGCCAUCGCCCGCGCUCACCGCGAGACCUUCCUAUACGCUCAUGACAAGCUGGCCAAUCCCCACACGCCACCUCAGCAGCAGCAGAAUAACCACACCCACCACCACAACGGGGAGGCGGAGCUUUGGGGUUCCAACCGCUGCCCCAACGGUUACCAUGCCAAUGGUCUCAACACCAUCUAUCACCAUAACAACAACCUGGGCACAGGGCGCUACCCUCCGCCAGACAACAGCUGCAACGGCAAGCAUCAUCACCAUGGAAAUGGGAGGCGGAGCCUACACAACUGUAAUCUGAUUGGAGGAGACGGGCUCUGCGAUCAUGUGACCCAGGGGCAGAACUGUCCAAUGAAGAACCGCAAAGAGAUAGUGCUGGCCUGUCCAAUGAACAUGCAGCCUCACGCCGACCCCUCGAAGACCCCCCAGGAGAUCUGGGAGGAUUUCUCUCUGUCUUUCACCCCCGCCGUCAGAGAGGUGGUGGAGUUCGCCAAACAUAUCCCAGGGUUCAGUGGUCUGUCCCAGAACGACCAGGUCACCCUGCUGAAGGCGGGAACCUUCGAGGUGCUGAUGGUGCGCUUUACGUCACUGUUCAAUGUGAAGGAGCAGACAGUGACCUUCCUCUCUGGCGCCACCUACAGCCUGGAGGAGCUGCAGGCGAUGGGGAUGAGCGAGCUGCUGGGAGGCAUGUUCGACUUCAGCCUCAAACUGGCGGCACUGGAGCUGAACGCCGAGGAACUGGGACUGUUCACCGCCGUGGUGCUGGUGUCUGCAGACCGCUCCGGAAUCGAGAACGUGGCGUCGGUGGAGCAGCUGCAGGAGAACCUGAUCCGAGUGCUGCGGUCGCUGGUCAGCAAGUCGGCCGUCACCCCCGGCAACAACCAUCACAACCUGGACUCGCCCCGCUUCACCAAACUGCUGCUGAAGCUGCCCGACCUGCGGACGCUCAACAACAUGCACUCUGAGAAGCUACUGUCGUUCCGCAUCGACGCCUGAGGACGUCACUGAUGAUGUCGUCAACGAUGUCACCGGUCACUUCCUGUUCACUCAGAUCAGGGUCACUUCCUGUGGUCGCCGGUGAUGAUGAAUGCGAUCAUGUGGAGCUCUUCAUCACCUCGUUAUAUCAUCAUCAAAGUGUGGUAAUGAUGAUGUCAUCACCACCAGCAUCGUAAAACACAGUGAUGCUGUCAUCAACAAAACUGUUCAGCUCUCAGCUCACCGCCAAAAUAAGAGUCUGUAGCUUACACAGUGGCUUCUGGAGCAGUCUGACAUUUUAAGAACCUGUUUUUUAACUUUUCUCCAAAAAAAUUAUUUAUUAUUGAUUCAAUCUCAGUGGAGCCAGAACAAAGGGUUUAGCCUAGCUUAGCAUCAGGACUGGAGCCAAAGGAAAACUGCUAGCCUAGCUUCACCCCCACAUGGAGACGUGACAACAAAUGGGCACAACAAUAAGUAAAGAAGUAAACAGAUACCAAACAAACAAAAAGUAAACAAGUUUAUUCUGUUGGUAACACCCAGUAUUAUUUUAGCUGGACUGGUUGACUACCAGCUGUCUUAGUGCUAAGCUAGGCUAACAGACCAAUCUCUGUUCAGAAACCUACAUCUGUCUGAAACAUCUGAAGCCGUGGUCACACCAGGAAGUGCUUCGGUGAAAUUCAUCCACACAGCAAGGUGGACAGGUGCGUCCAGGUGUAGUUAAAACAACAGGAAGGUGUUUGGAAAUCUGUGUCACACAGAUUUAGGUGACUUCUCUUCCUGUAGAUAUCAUUCUCUCUGAUGUCCCUCCAGAAUAAAGCUCCAGAAAUCCAGUUAGAAACCAGAGAAAACAGAGUGACUGACAACAUGUGCAGAUAUAAAUGAAUACAGGACCAAGGACUCACUGAAUCCUUGGCAUAUACCUAUGUUUACUCUUACUUACACACACACACACACACAUAUAUAUAUAUAUAUAUAUGUGUGUGUGUGUGUGUGUGUAUGCAGAAAACAAAUUAAAACCCCAUAAUAUUUUAGAAUCCUUUAUUAUUUAGAAAUGAAUCCUAAAUUUGGGAUGGACCCUGGAUCCUUUACAGGGUCCCACCGUCCUGUCUGAGCUCAGCAGAUUCACUUUGCUGCUGUGAAUGGAUCCACACACUGAGGCGACGCCUUUAAAAUGACCCGACUUCAGAGUAAAGUUGAGCCAUUUUAAAAAAAACCACAGGAUUCACAUUAAACUGUCAGACUCCUGCCGCACAGACGACUCAGGAGAACGGGCGACAUCCAGAACUUCCAAGACAUUUUGUGGUUAAACCUCAAGAGUCCACCUUCCCUCUGCCCCGAGCCGACACCAGCCAAUAGCACGGAGGAGCAGCAGUGACGGACAGCUUCACCGACCGAUGAGACGGAGGAGGAGGGACGACGUGUUUAAGGACAAUCAGCAAAAUCAGACGUUACAGGGACCUGCAGGGUGCAGACCGAAGCCUCAACCAGUCGCCUGUCUAACAAACAGUAUGCAGCAAAUCUUCUGUAUAAAAACUGUAAAUACUCAGAUAUCCAGUGAUACUUGAACUGUGCGACACACGGACAUAUUUACAUCUAUAUUUUUUGUUAAUAAGAAUAUAUGCCUGUGCAAAUAUUAUGACUGUAAGUGUGUGGGCCACGAACUGUAUGUGCAACAGGUUUGAAACAUUGUGGAGUUUGACAUGCAUUUAAUGGAAAAGAGAUAUUCUGGUGUAUGUAUUUAAUGUGUUUUAUGUUGUAAAGACAUUAUAUAUAUAUAUAUAUAAAUAUACACUCAUAACAA
Messenger RNA from Seriola aureovittata, 3923 nucleotides. RefSeq names its product nuclear receptor subfamily 1, group d, member 1 (gene nr1d1). Bases 245 to 2143 code for a protein of 632 amino acids. NCBI's taxonomy places the organism in Eukaryota, Metazoa, Chordata, Actinopteri, Carangiformes, Carangidae. Gene Ontology annotation, biological process: negative regulation of transcription by RNA polymerase II; cell differentiation; positive regulation of transcription by RNA polymerase II. The transcript has 8 exons. The record is from RefSeq and is a predicted model, not a curated record. Gene Ontology annotation, molecular function: RNA polymerase II cis-regulatory region sequence-specific DNA binding; zinc ion binding; nuclear receptor activity.